Metschnikowia bicuspidata var. bicuspidata NRRL YB-4993 is the source of this 390-nucleotide messenger RNA. RefSeq lists its product as uncharacterized. Gene Ontology annotation, biological process: chromatin remodeling. The record is from RefSeq and is a predicted model, not a curated record. Gene Ontology annotation, cellular component: Ino80 complex. The coding region runs from base 1 to 390 and encodes 129 amino acids. NCBI's taxonomy places the organism in Eukaryota, Fungi, Ascomycota, Pichiomycetes, Serinales, Metschnikowiaceae. The transcript has a single exon.
AUGACAAGCGAAAAGCCAGAGCUGAAGGCGCUAGAGCUUUCGUACAUAACCACCAAGCUGCACUGCUUCAAGCAAAACCCAGACCGACCAAAAGCGGCUAACCGCAGGUUUAAAACGGGCAAGCAGCUCAUGGCCGACGAGCUCCGGUAUCUCCAGAGCAAGAAACUAGGAAUCGACACGCCCACAUUCUUGCUGAUUUCGGCGCCGCCGAGUCUCCGGCCCAAGAAACACUACUGUGAUAUCACGGGUCUCGAGGGCAAAUACCGGGCGCCGCUGAGCCAGCUCCGGUUCCACAAUGUCGAGAUAUAUCAAGAGGUGAUCCGGCACAUGUCCCCCGGGUUUGACCAGGAAUACUUGAGUUUGAGGGGUGCCAAUGUGGUGUUGAAGUGA